Morchella importuna is the source of this 330-nucleotide messenger RNA. RefSeq lists its product as uncharacterized. Bases 1 to 330 code for a protein of 109 amino acids. The record is from RefSeq and is a predicted model, not a curated record. NCBI's taxonomy places the organism in Eukaryota, Fungi, Ascomycota, Pezizomycetes, Pezizales, Morchellaceae. The transcript is spliced from 4 exons.
AUGCGAGGCUUGCUGCGUUACGAUGUGACAAAUUACCGUAACAGAACCGUCGAGAACCAGCGAAAGGGAAGCACGCGCCACCCAACGCUCCCUCUGGACUCUCGAAUUCUGACUAUCCGUGUCUGUCUAUUCUUCUCUCCCCACCCCCCCUCCAUCCCGUCACAGCAGCCGCGUUACGCCCUUCGGAGAAAUCUAGGAGACGCCGAGGGUCUACUUUUCAUAAUCGAAUCGUUACCAACUGCGGGACUUCCGUCAUUCAUCCCAGGAUCGUCCCGUCUUCAACCCCCGACCAACACCCAUCCAACCACUUACAUCCAGUGUGGUGUCUAG